Plasmodium knowlesi strain H is the source of this 1212-nucleotide messenger RNA. RefSeq names its product conserved Plasmodium protein, unknown function. The transcript has 4 exons. Lineage: Eukaryota; Apicomplexa; Aconoidasida; Haemosporida; Plasmodiidae. Bases 1 to 1212 code for a protein of 403 amino acids. The record is from RefSeq and is a predicted model, not a curated record.
AUGAGCAAGGCGUCUGAUAAUAAUAAAAAUUUGGAGGAUCAAAGAACAAACUUCGAUGAAAAGGAUAAAAAAAAAUUGUUCUUGUAUGGUUACGAACAACAACUGCUUUAUGGACGAAUUAAUUGGAAACUGGCCGAAAAAAAGAAAAUAACUAAAUACCCCAUAAACACUAUGAAAAAUUUGUGGAACCACAGCAUAGCUAACUGCUUGCCUGAGUUUAUAGAGAACUAUUCCAAAGACGUGGAAAAGCUGAACGAAAUGAAAAAAAAAAAAAAAUUAAACAUUGCACAGAAAAUAAAUAAAAAAAAAAAGGUGACUCCAGCUAAAGUACAAUUCACGAAACAACAUUCAAAUAUUUCCAUGAACCGAGUGAUUAAAGGAGUCAGUUUAGAUUACAAGAAAUUAAAUACCCACACGUUUAAAAAUAAGAAAGUUGUAACGUCCAUUUUGAAGAAAAAAACGAUAAACAAAACCAUUGGAAAACAAAAGAAAACACCAGAAAUGAAAAACAAAAAUGCGCAAUUAAUCAAACAGAAAACGAAAAAGGCAAUCAACAUGAAGAAGGCACCCAACACAACGAAACCAAAGGAAGAUACCAAAAGCGACAAAAUCAAGAAGGACGAUAAGACAAAGAAGAACGGAAAGGUUAGUAAAAUCGAAAAGGAAAAGAAAGAAGAAAAAGCCAAAAAGAACGUCAAAAAGGAUGCCAAAGCUGCAGACGGAAAGGCGCAAAAGGGUGACAAGUCCAAGACGGAUGACAAGAAGGAAAAAGCGAAAAGUGAGAAGGCUGUCAUAAAAAAAAUCGAAAAAAGUAACAAGGACAAGGGGAAGGACAAAAAGGCAGAGAAGGUAGAGAAGUCGGAGAAGAAGCCUGAGAAGAAGGAAGAAAAGAAAGCAGAAAAGAAAGACGAAAAGAAAGUGGAAAAGAAGGAAGAAAAGAAAGGGGACAACAAGGUGGACAAGAAGCCCGGCAAGAAGGAAGAUAAAAAGACUGACAAGAAGGAAGAGAAAAAGGUAGAGAAAAAAGACGAUAAGAAGGUAGAGAAGAAAGCAGAGAAGAAGGACGACAAAAAGGCAGAAAAAAAGGCCGACAAGAAAGAAGACAAGAAAGAGGACAAAAAAGAAGACAAGAAAGAUGACAAGAAAAACGACAAAAAGGACGAUAAGAAGGUUAAGAAAAAUAUUUUGAAAACGCAAAAAACGAAGAAGUAG